Parathielavia appendiculata is the source of this 3108-nucleotide messenger RNA. RefSeq lists its product as uncharacterized. The record is from RefSeq and is a predicted model, not a curated record. Gene Ontology annotation, molecular function: zinc ion binding; DNA-binding transcription factor activity, RNA polymerase II-specific. Gene Ontology annotation, biological process: aromatic amino acid catabolic process; positive regulation of transcription by RNA polymerase II. The coding region runs from base 1 to 3108 and encodes 1035 amino acids. Lineage: Eukaryota; Fungi; Ascomycota; Sordariomycetes; Sordariales; Chaetomiaceae. The transcript has 4 exons. Gene Ontology annotation, cellular component: nucleus.
AUGUCGCAAUUCGGCGCGUCAGCCCUGCAAAUCUCAUCCGUGUCGCCAAUCUCGCCCGUUGCCGCUUCGUCCACCUCGCCCGCGGGGGGCCCCGCCCUUCCUCCGCCGCCCUCGAGGGCCGGCGGUGGAGCCGGAUCCGGACCCGGAGCAUCGGCCGGGACGCCAUCAUCGCAGCCCCAUCAGUCGCAGCCACCCCAGCACAAGCGCGUCUAUCAGGCCUGCAUUCCGUGCCGCCGCCGCAAGGUCCGCUGCGAUCUUGGUAGCGUCGACGACCCGCACGACCCCCCUUGUGUCCGCUGCCGUCGGGAAAGCAAGGAGUGCUAUUUCAGCGCCACGCGGAGGAAGCGCAAGGCUGAUGAUGGCUCCAUCGACGAUCCCGACCAAGACGAUUACAUCCUGCGCAAUGGCCGCAAACAGCUACGCGGCGCUAGUCCUUCGCCGGGCCUGGACCGCAGACUCUACAGCGACGUACCCUUGACUCCGGGGGGCAGCCUCGGCCGGUCACAGCCGCUAAGGCGGCCGGGUGAAACGUCCAAAAGCGUCCGUAGCAGCAGCACAGCCGGCGAGUUUGGCAAUGGCGAGCCCAACACUCCGCUCGAGAAUCUGGAGGCCCAGACCGUCAUGCGGAGAGGUGUCUACGGUCCACACGAUGCGCUAGACCUGCUCUACAAGGCUGCCACCGACAAUGCCUCGCACAAACCUGACGACGACCCUGCGCCGGCACGUAGCGCCACUCAACCCGGCUCCCACCACGCCCGUCGCGAGGCUGAGUCGCGGAAGUCAUCCAAUACCAUCACACCUGGGGGCUACCACCAACGACAUACCUCUCGCCAUGAAGGCCCGACCGCGGAACAGGCAAUUGAUCCGGAGCUGACGAGGCGGGAUCCGUCCACUGAGCCUGGUUACAGCGAGGCACUCAAGGCUUGGGCGCGGUUCAGGUUUGUGCGAGCGGGUUGGUUCACGGCCCAGGAAGCAAUUGACUACAUUGACUACUACUACAAGUACCUGUCCCCGCUCACCCCGAUCUCACCACCAACAUUCAACAACCCGGCAUCCCACUUGACGCUCUUGACAGAGGAGCCGAUACUCACUGUGACACUCUUGACCAUCUCUUCCAGAUAUCGGCGCAUGCCCGGCACCGGAGGGCAUUGCCGCUCACACGCCAUUCACGAGCAGCUGUGGACUUACCUCAGGGGCAUGAUUGAGCGGGUGGUGUGGGGUCAAGAGGCUUUUGGCGGCGGUUUCUGUGGGUCAGGUGCCGAUGACACGCAGAACUCAAGCACCGCUCCAUGGCGCGGCUUACGGAGGGGCAGUCUGCGGACGCUCGGGACCAUCGAGUCUCUAAUGAUCCUCACGGAAUGGCAUCCCCGGGCGCUCCACUUCCCGCCAAAUGAAGCGACCGAUGAACUGAUGCUGCCCUCAUAUGACCCGCCCAGUCCUGGGGUCGCUGAUGGGAAUCAGAAGCCCUCGUCUGGGUUUGGCGGUCGGAGAAUCGAGAGCUGGCUGGAACCCGCUUGGAGGAGCGACCGCAUGUGCUGGAUGUUGCUGAGCACGGGCAUGGGACUCGCAUACGAGCUGGGUGUUUUCGACGAUGUCGACGAGCUGCUUGCCGCCGGCGCCAUCACCCGCCCCGAGUACGAAGACGAGUCGUACCGCUUGAGGGCCAACCGCAUCAAGAGGCUGCUCUUGAUCUAUUUGAGCCAGCUCGCCGGCCGGCUAGGCUGGACGAACAUGGUACCAGAAAGGCUGCGCAAGUCAGAUCCCGCCGUGUCGCGGAGGAGGCGGCUUUCCGUCGAGGGUACCACGCCCGGGACCAACCCCUCGUCGCUGUCAAACACGUUCAACUACAUACCGGACCUGGAGCUGGACGACCAGAUCAUCCACUGCUGGGCGGGCAUCAGCCAUGCGAUGCAGGUCGGCAACGAGAGGCUGUUCAGGUCCCGAAAACACACAACCGAGAUAAUCCAGAGCGGCAAGUACAUCGAGUUGCUCAAGGACUUCCAACCCAUGCUGAAGGACUGGUGGAAUCAGUUUGAGCGGUUCAGGAUGCCUCCCUACAUCCGACACAUUCUCACCAUCGAGUACGAAUACGUCCGGAUCUACAUCAACUCGCUCUCCCUGCAGGCGGUCGUUGAGCGGUGCACUAGUAAUGCCGGCGGCGGCUCGGGGCCCGGUGGGAGCGUGUCCGGCCACUCGGGACCGCAGCUGUCGCCGCAGACGCAAAACUACUACGGCAGGCUGCCGCUCGGACAGCUGGGCGGCUUCGGCGCCGAGGACCAAGAGUACGUGAGGGAGGUUGUCAACGGCAGCCGGAACUUGCUCCGAACCGUUGUGGAGGGUCUGCUUCCCGGUGACUACCUCAAGCACGCGCCGGUGAGGACUUACUUCCGCAUCAUCAGCGGCGCCAUGUUCCUGCUCAAGACGUUUGCGCUCGGGGCGCCCAAGUCGGACGUCGAGCUGAGCAUCCAGCUGAUGGAUCGCACCGUGGACGCACUGCGGAAUUGUGUGGUGGACGAUGUCCACCUGGGCAUCCGGUUUUCCGACAUGCUCGAAACGCUGACCAGCCGCUUGCGGAACCGCUUCAUCUACGCGCCGCCGGCGCCCGUGUCGACGACGGAUGGUAGGUCGCCCGGGCAGACCCACGGCGAUGUAAUCAACGGCAGCGGCGCGAACGGCUUGGCAGCGACGAACCAUGCGCAAGAGAUGUGGCUUAAGCUAAAGGAGGCCCCUCCUCUCGAGCGGUCCACAACCCCGGCCAACAUCUCGGCCACCCCCUGGGACCUCACAGCCGGCACGUUUCCGUACCCCACCGGGUCCGCGUCCAUGUUUGGGCCGUCUACGCCAGCGGCCACGACAGGGCUCGACAACGGAACCACCAGCGGCGCCGGCCUGGCCGACGGCGGGCUCUUUGACAACCCGGACUGGGCCAACCCCAACAACGAGAUGUGGUACCUGCCCACGGGCCCGGCCUUUUUCCAGAACAUUGAUAACAAUGCCGUGUCGAUGACGGCGGAGGGCGUAAAUGUGGGUGGUAUGGACCUGCUCGAGUACAUGGCGAUGGAUCCGAUGGACCACCACAACUUUGCCAUGGAUGGGAAUGGGUUUUGA